UUUGGGCCACGCCACACGCCGCAAGCUGUGUGUCAUAGUUCAGCUCCCCGUUGCUUUCCGGUUCGCCGAAGUUGCUGGUGUCGGAGUGUUUGACGUUUCCUUGCGUUUUUUUGAUUUUUUCAAGGCUUCGCGGUUGCGACGAAACAUGUGUCGAGUGGGCGAGGGGGAUGCAGUGGAGUGCUGAGCUCGUGAAGUGGAAAUAGGUGUACUGACACGGCUUGGAAACGGGCUUUGGUCCAAGCGGGGCUACCAGGAUGUCGAGUAAAAUGGACGGGCUCAAUUUGGGCUACUCUUACCAAUUGCCCUCGGGGCGCACGAGCGGCUGGAACUUUAAACUACGCAAUGCUCUGUCACAGUGCAGCGACGUUUUCAGCGAAUUCAACAAAUACAUCGCACCCGCUUACCAUCACGAUCGUUGCGAAAGGUCUGUAAAUAUGCGAUUGUACUCGAUGCACAAACGGGAAUUCGUAAUGGUGCUAGUUUCGUUUUUCGCCUGUUUCGGCUUAGCGGUGUUCAUUGGACUCGCCGGACCUCCGAUAACAUCCAUGACAGAGCAAAGAGCACACGUCAAUGCGAGCGAAAAGGCGACGGGACCGUUCAUCAUGCACACCCCACCUUUAUCUACUUACAACCAACAGCUGUGGGUGAUUGCAAAGUUGUCCACGGCUAAUAAUGACGAUGAAAGGUACGACAAGAGUUUCCAAGUGAGCGUAUCGAUAGAUGGUAUUACAGUGGACAAAAAGAUCGAGCACCUCCUAACGCCAGAUGGCGACCACAACCGAACGAGGCAUUUGAAAUGCGAGCGUCAGUCCUGCGAGGAAAUCGUCGUAGCGCAUCUCGGAUUUCUCGAGUACAGCCACUACGUAAUCACGGUCCGUUUCUAUGGACUCGAGAGCUUCCACCAGCGCUACACCAUUCGAGAUCUCACGUUCUACUUCAAACACUAUAAUCCGGCCUUCACGCAAAUCGAAGUGUGGUUCAGAUUGAUCUUUUUGAUAAUAACGUUUGUAGCGACGUGUUGGUUCGGAAAUGCUUUGAGGAAGUAUCCGAUACAAGACUGGUCCAUAGAGCAAAAAUGGAUAUCGGUUUUGUUGCCUCUGUUGAUAUUAUACAAUAAUCCCCUGUUUCCCACGAUAUUCCUCGUGAAUUCCUCGUUGCCCGGGAUGAUCGACGCUUUUCUGCAGACGACCUUUUUGUGCGCUAUUUUGAUGUUCUGGCUGUGCGUGUAUCACGGAUUGAGACAGAAUAAAUGGAAGAUGAUAACGUUUUACUUGCCGAAACUGCUGGUGGUCGGGUCGUUGUGGGGAGCGACUCUACUAUUGGCCACUUGGUUGAGAUGGUCGGAAAUGGAAGACCCUACCUACAACUACGUUGUCGAUACGUCUAACUACUACGGGUUCAAAGUUUUUUACUUCACCGUUGGAGGGAUUUAUCUAGUAUACCUGCUGUUACUCAUGGUUCGAGCUUACAGUGAGUUGCGAUCCAUGCCUUAUUUCGAUCAACGCUUGAGAUUCAUGACGCUGUUCGUGGCGAUAGUCAUCGGGACGUCGGCGCUGAUAACGGCGAGGCAGUUCGGGGCUGGUGUACUGGAGGACAGCUUCGUCUCGCGUCUGUCGACGCACUACAAGACCUCGGCGCAGUUCAUGGCCCUCUACGGUCUCCUCAACUUUUACCUGUACACGAUGACCUACGUCUACGCUCCCGGAGCUCAGCAAGUCUACGGACAACAUUCUUCGAUAACGAAGGACAAUCCGUCCUUCUCGAUGAUCAACGACUCGGACGAGGAUGUGAUCUACGGCUCGGAUGAGGACAGUCGGCGACCCCUGACCCGGCCACCUCGCAAUGCCGACGACAGCGACUGA
This is a messenger RNA of Copidosoma floridanum, 1862 nucleotides long. RefSeq names its product transmembrane protein 181. Lineage: Eukaryota; Metazoa; Arthropoda; Insecta; Hymenoptera; Encyrtidae. The record is from RefSeq and is a predicted model, not a curated record. Gene Ontology annotation, molecular function: toxic substance binding.